Phanerochaete carnosa HHB-10118-sp is the source of this 1356-nucleotide messenger RNA. RefSeq lists its product as uncharacterized. The transcript is spliced from 12 exons. Bases 70 to 1104 code for a protein of 344 amino acids. The record is from RefSeq and is a predicted model, not a curated record. Lineage: Eukaryota; Fungi; Basidiomycota; Agaricomycetes; Polyporales; Phanerochaetaceae.
GUGUCCCAGCCCCGCCUCGCGACGGACCAGCUCUUCCUGGACAUCUUUCUGAACGUCGUCUGAGGAGCCAUGCCGGACUGGAACUCGCCCACCGAGCUCGCGCUCGAAGCAUCCGCCUUCGCCAAACUCAUGCACGCCCUCGCCGGCCUGUACUUCUGGGAGGUGGCGACAUCGCUUAGCUUUGACUGGCAAUACAUCACAGGAAAGAAGAGAUUUCAUUGGCCUUUGAUCUUCUACUUCUUGGAUCGGUACCUUCUCGUGUUCGCCAUGAUCGGAAUUCUUACAGCACUUGAUGUCACAACUGAGGUCAAUUGCCAGACGCUGUAUACCUUCAACCAACUCGUCGGACAAGCGACCAUCGGCCUUGCGAGUAUCAACCUUGCUAUACGGACAAUGGCACUCUGGUCGCAAAACUUGUACAUUGUCGUUCCACUCGUCUUGGUCAUCCUUGGCCAUUGGUCGCUCAUUCUUCAAGGUGUGCUGCUGAAGGCUGUGUGGAUGCCAGGCCAAGGCUGCCUUAUCACACAUACGAACAACACUGUGCUCGCGGCGACAUUCAUUUAUAGCAUGUGCUUCGACUUUAUCGUGCUCGUUCUCACCGCCGCCAAGCUUGCGUUCCCCCAAGGCCAGCGUUCGCAGCUGAUGAAAUUGCUGUUCAAGGACGGGUUGAUCUAUUUUGUCAUUGCCUUCCUUUCGAACUUGCUGGCAACGACGUUCAUGCUGCUUAACCUGAGUGCGGUCAUGAGCAUCGUAUUCAAUGUUCCUUCUGCAGUCGCGUCGACGAUUGUAGCAUGUCGCGCCGUCCGGCGCCUGAGCGAAUGGGCAAACUCAAAGCACGAAGUAUACUCCGGUCGCAGCGGUGGACAGAGCCGCUCUGCGCCGAUGGCCUUCAAUCGCCCGCCUGGGAUGACAAUCUCGUCAGGGGACACAGCAGCCAUCCGGUACCCGCACGUCCACAAGGCGUCGGACGGGGUGCACGUCCAGAUGGAGACAUUCGCCAUGGCGGACUCGGAGGACACGGACACCAAUAUCAGCCCUCAGAAGACGUUCGAAGUUAUCGAGGACCCGGAAAUCAGCGGGGAUUUCAAGCGGCCACCGUACUGAGCGAGAACUGCUUUCUUCGUAGGGCGAGGCUGCGGUUUGCACCCGCCCGUGCGCUGUGCGUUUUGGUUACAUCAUUAAACUUUAUGACACUGUCAGUGGUCUAGAAACACUCGCUUGAUUGAUGGCGUUCAUUACUGUAGCUAGAUGUACUCAAUUUGCUCUUGGGCGUGCCCGCUGUCUGCUGCUGUUAAACUACAGCGCUUUCCGUAACGGGCGCACCGGCGAAGCACGUGACGAGACUGCCAUUUCACC